AUUAUAUCUAAAAAAGUCGUAUAUAAAUAUAUUCAAUUUUGUUAAAUUUCAUCAAUUGGAUUAUUUUGUUACUGCACAUAAUCAAAAUGUGGUUUCUCCAAUUCUCUUGUGUUUUGAUUGCGUUUGUCCAGUUAUCACAACCGGCCACAAUCGAACAUAGGAUUGUUAACGGCGAGAAAGUUUCCAUAGACGAUUACCCAUACCAAGUGUAUCUUUUUAAUCCUUCUGGUAGCUGUGGCGGUUCUAUCAUAUCAAAAAAAUGUAUUCUCACUGCUGGUCAUUGUGUAGUUAAACCAGAUUUGACGAGUAUAAAAACAUGGGCAAAACAUAACGCCAAUACAGUUUCAGUCCUACCAGGAAAAUCAAACGUUUUAGACAAAAGUUCAGCUAUUUUAGCUGAAAAAAUAAAUCUACAUUCAGACUUCAAUAUUGUGUUUCUCUUAAAAGACGAAGAAAUUGUAGCUAAAGAUGUCGAAAAUGAUAUUGCUAUUAUAUUCCUUGGAACUUCAUUAAUAUGUUCCACGGGUAUUAAAAAAGUCAGUUUGCCACCUCUAGGUGAAUCAGAAUCUUUGCUAUAUGGUAAAACCGCUGUAGCCACUGGAUAUGGCCGACUGUAUGAUAAUAAACUGACUAAAGACUUGUAUGCUGUUAACCUUAAAAUUCCCAAAACAAACAUAUUAUGUGAAAACGAUAAAAUAAUUUGUUUACCUAAGCAAGAAAAUUCUAGGGGAACUUGUUUCGGUGACUCUGGUGGACCUCUAGUUAUAAAUGGAGUACAAUAUGGGAUUAUAUCUGGUGCAAAUAAUAAAAAUGUUCCUCCUUUAUGUCAAUAUGCGACACGAUUGAACUUUAUUAAUAUUAUUCACUACCGAGAAUGGAUAUCUAAGAAUUCCGAUGUCUAUGAAGCGAAUGCUCUUAUUGGUGAAGGAAAUGGUAUCGAUGAAUAAUAAUUUAAAGAUGCUUUAUUUAAGUGUUGUGAUUAUUUAAUAAAUUAAAAAAAAAUUGUUA
This is a messenger RNA of Anthonomus grandis grandis, 1008 nucleotides long. RefSeq names its product chymotrypsin-2-like. Gene Ontology annotation, molecular function: serine-type endopeptidase activity. Lineage: Eukaryota; Metazoa; Arthropoda; Insecta; Coleoptera; Curculionidae. The coding region runs from base 87 to 947 and encodes 286 amino acids. Gene Ontology annotation, biological process: proteolysis. The transcript has 5 exons. The record is from RefSeq and is a predicted model, not a curated record.